Triticum aestivum (bread wheat) is the source of this 1311-nucleotide messenger RNA. RefSeq lists its product as uncharacterized. Gene Ontology annotation, molecular function: protein binding. The record is from RefSeq and is a predicted model, not a curated record. The coding region runs from base 44 to 1120 and encodes 358 amino acids. The transcript is spliced from 2 exons. Lineage: Eukaryota; Viridiplantae; Streptophyta; Magnoliopsida; Poales; Poaceae.
GCUUCUACUGCUAUUGCUUCGCCGAGACUCCACCGCAUCCGGCAUGAGGCGUGAGGAGGGUGAGACGGGUAGUAGCAUCCCCCGGCAUCCCCGCUCGCCGGUGGUGGGGCCCCUCGAAGAUGAUGACCUUCUCUUGGAGAUCCUCCUUCGCCUGCCCCCGCAGCCGUCGUCCCUCCCUCGUGCCUCCGCCGUAUGUAGGCAAUGGCGCCUCCUCGUCACGGACCCAGGCUUCUCCCGCCGCUUCUGUCGCUACCACCGCCGCAAUCUUCCCAUCAUUGGUUUCUACAACCGACAUCUUCCAGACAUCUCCUUCGUACCUACUCUGAAGGACCUAGACCGUAUCCCACCUGGGCGAUUGUCCUUGCAGCCUCAACGUGACGACCAAAACUUCUCCACCUUUGGAUGCCGCCAUGGUCUCGUACUGGUCCAUGUCCGAGACUUCGAACCGCUAAAGCACCAUAUUCUGGUGUGGGAUCCUGUCACUGGUGAGCAGCACGACCCUGGCAUUCCCCUGGGGAUCGAUACAGGGAACCGAUUCAAUGGAGCAGUGCUUCGGGCUACAGGAAAUUUUGACCACUUCCAGGUGGUCUUGAUAGGCAACAGCGACAAAAGACGAGCGGUCGCAAGUGUUUACUCGUCAGAGACCGGUGUAUGGAGCAAUCUCGUUUCAACAUCAACAUCGUUGCCACUAAUGGACACUACAGACCCUUUUUCCGGCUGGUGUUUUAACGGGUUGCCGGUGUGUGUGGGUGCUGGGAGUGAGACUGGGAGCAAUGAUCGGUUCUCGAUUACGCAAGCAGAAGAUGGUGGGCUGGGUUUCCUCUCCCUGUCAGGCUUCAACGCCCAAUUAUGGAAGAGGAAGACCAAAUAUGAUGGUAUUGCUUCAUGGGUGAUGGAAAAAAUUAUUGAACUGGACAAACUACUGAAAAUUCCCAUGGAUCCAAAUAGGAAUGAACACGUUAUUAAGGUAAUUGGGUUUGCCGAGAACAAUAAUGCGGUGUUCUUGUACACAAAAAUCGGCAUCGUCGCGUUCCAUCUCGAGUCGUUGCAGUUCAAGAAGCUUCCUGGAUCUAGAAGUGUUGCUUACUAUUAUCCAUUUGAAAGUGUAUGGUGUAUGUAAGGACAUGACUUUACACUGGCAUCUAAAGUUAAUUUCUCAAUAGUUGUUGUUGGAAUGCCGUGCACAUCCUUUCAUGUUAAGAAAGUGAUAAUAAGUAGUCUCACAUCUCUUGUUUUCAAGGCAGACAUUGUAGAAUUCAUGACCGUUGAAGCCUAGAGCGGCAAGCUAGGGUGAUAUCAACGAUUAUUACA